Lactuca sativa (garden lettuce) is the source of this 1878-nucleotide messenger RNA. RefSeq lists its product as uncharacterized. Gene Ontology annotation, biological process: regulation of DNA-templated transcription. The record is from RefSeq and is a predicted model, not a curated record. Lineage: Eukaryota; Viridiplantae; Streptophyta; Magnoliopsida; Asterales; Asteraceae. Gene Ontology annotation, molecular function: DNA binding.
GCCAGGGUUUAGAUUUCAUCCAACGGAGGACGAGCUUGUAGAGUUCUACCUUCGCCGUAAGGUAGAGGGCAAGAGAUUCAAUGUUGAACUCAUCACUUUUCUUGAUCUUUAUCGUUAUGAUCCUUGGGAACUUCCUGGUAUACUUUCGAUUCUCCCUUUCUUUACUUAAACCUAGCUAUUUAGCUAUCUACCUACCUUCAGUUUACUUCGUCUAUUUAUUCAUUCUGCUAUGAUUCUUAUCAGAUCACUCAUUUUUUCACUACAAUUUUCUCGUCACCGUAAACUAAACUGCCAUCCUCAUCAUCAUAUCAUAUCGUGGUCCUCUACUUUUUUAUCCGGUGAAUGAGGAUGUGGGUGUCUUUCUUUCUUGACCAUUUUUUGUGGGUAUUUAGUAGAAUUUAGUGUGUUGUUCUAAUUUUAAAUCUGUAGUAGUUGAAUUUGGCCAAAUUACACGUAUUCGUCAUCGGCAUAAUCACGUUUCAUCAUGAGUCAUCACUCUCAUCUCCUUCUGGUCGAGCUAAUGAUGAUGCAUGCGCAAUUUUCAAGGGUAUUUUCUAGCAAUUGGAGAAAAGGAAUGGUUUUUCUAUGUUCCAAGAGAUAGGAAGUACCGCAAUGGGGAUCGCCCAAACCGUGUGACAACUUCGGGUUAUUGGAAGGCCACUGGAGCUGAUAGAAUGAUCCGAACUGAUAAUUUCAGGUCCAUUGGGUUAAAGAAAACACUCGUUUUUUAUUCUGGAAAGGCUCCCAAAGGCAUUCGAACAAGUUGGAUCAUGAAUGAGUAUCGGUUGCCUCAACAUGAAACGGAAAGGUUACAGAAGGCCGAGAUUUCACUCUGUAGGGUCUACAAACGAGCUGGAGUAGAAGACCACCCAUGUCUCCCUCGCACCCUCCCAACGACUAGGGCUUCAAUAUUUUCUGCAAGAGCUUCUAAUGCGGACAAGAAGCAACAUUCAAAGAACUUGUUAAGUUUCCAGUCCUCCUUGGAACAACAACAAGGCCAAAGUUCAAACCAGCAAAAUGACGAAAAAUUAAGCGAAACGAGUGGUAGUAGCACCACGGACAUUGUUGGAACCGCUCUUGGCCUCUCCAGUCCUAUCAACCCCUCUACCUACAACAACUUUAUUACUUCAUUUCCGGCCAUCACCACCACACUUCCACCACAUGUACAUCUACAUACGGCCUCUUUGGUCUCCCCAACCGCCUCCACGUCCUCCUCGGUAUUCCCAACCACUGUUGAUGAUCUUCACAGAAUUCUAAGCUAUCAACAAGCUUCUGUCAAUAAUCCAUCAUCUCAGGCUUUUCAUCAUAUCCAAAAUUAUCAACAUAAAAUUUCUACUACUUUUCUACCACAACCACAACCACAUCAACUGCCACCACAACCACAAUCACAGCAUCAACUGCAAAUGCAACCGCUUUCACAAGGACUUCUUGCCCUUAAUAACAUGGCAGGAGAGGUUCACGUCACUUUUCCUGAUAGGUUUUGGGAUUGGAAUCCCAUGCCCAGCUGCGAGGGAAGCAAGGAUUAUACCAACUCUUUCAAGUAAUUAUAUAAAUAUAUAUAUAUAUAUAUAUAUAUAUAUAUAUAUAUAUAUAUAUAUAUAUAUAUAUAUAUAUAUAUAUAUAUAUAUAUAUAUAUAUAUAUAUAUAAUGAGGAACUUAAAUUAAAUAGUAAGAUUCAUGAGAGACUAUCAUUUUUAAUAUUGGCUUUCAUAUGGCCAUGCUUAGUUGGAGACAAUAUAUAUGUGUAAGCUAAUUGCAUAACUUGUAGCAUGUCGUAGCUGACAUGCUUUAUGCUAAUUCGUAAUAUUUUAAAGACAUAUGUAUUGCAUAAUAGGGUUUGGAAAUUAUGUUUCUUAUGGCUUGUGUCUUUGUGAUCCA